CACACACACACACACACACACACACACACACACACACACACACACACACACACACGUAAAGCAAUGGCUACAAAUAGGAACAAGAGUCUAAGUAUGUGUCAGGUGCAGAGACAUAGAGAUUCAGGGUCACAUCACUAAGGGCUGCUCAGUGUCUUUUCUGUGCACGUCCUUCCUACUUCAUUCUCAUCAUUGUAUCCCAGGGACCCUGUUUUUCUUUCCUCACCAUUCAGAAUACAAGAAAUGAAGAUUCUGAAAAAGAGCUGCUGCCUAGAUGAAGGGCUGGCAAGGUGACAUGUUUCCUUGAAGAGUGGGAACUUGGAUUGCUUGUUUGUUUGUGUCAUUUUCUAUCACAGACUGGGGGAGAGCUGAGGUCAGGGGGUGGGGGAGGCUGGAGAAGGCCGCGGGCUUGAGUUUUCCGACCAGAGAGCAAGGAGUGGACUAGCUUGAUCCUUGGGGGUGCCUCUGGGCUGAGGGGGAAGCUGACUCUUGAGGGGAAGCAUGGAGCUGACAGCAGAUGAACGGAGGGCCCCCAGCUAACUUCCAGGGGGGCACCUCCCUUUCAUCUUCUCUUCUCCCCCUUUCCUCCUCCUUCCUCUAUGCAACCUUCAGAAGUAGAUGUGGAAAUCUACUCAGUCAUUGGAAAUAUUCUUAGUAUCAUGGGAUAGUAAGAGCUCAGAGAAUCUCCAGGAAAUGUGAGAACCAGGCUGUACAGACAGGAAUAAGAAAGGCCAAUCAGAGGGAGCACACAGACGGAGCCACACUGUAGCACUACCUGGGAAGGACACCACUGUCCCCUGCUGAGUGGCAACCCCUGUCACUUUGCACAGGUGACACUACCGGCCCUGCACAGGCGACACACCGCCAGUGGCUCCAGUGACUUCUGCUGCACCUGGUCAGUCUUAAACUAGGGCUCUAGAGGUGAAUGUGCCCAGGGCCUCCUCCUUGAGUCUCUCAACUCACGUCAAAAGCUGGAGCCCUUGUGACUGCUGGGGACUGGCCAGCCCUUGGUACUAGACCCACAUCUGAGUCCCGAGGAAAACCAAGAAAGCAAGUAUGUGACCCAGAGUGUGGGAAGCUCCUCACACAUGGGAAGGGGGUUCAGAUGCUAGACGGCCUGGCGAUGACCGAAGACCAGGCUGUGCCCAGCACCGUGCAGCCAGCCUUGUGGAGAACGCCGUAACUCCAGUGCCCAAGCCCUCCCCCAGCCCUGUCCCAAACGAACACCCAAACACACGUCCACACCCCAACCUCGGAGUGUGCUAGAGGUUUAUCCCUGAGCCCAGCAUGAUGUUCUGUCAUCCAGCGUUACUGAAGUCCUGUCCACUGAGGAUGGAAAGGUUUGAAAGUUCUCCUUUCUGGGGAUAGAGUAGCUGUUCUAAAGCCAUGGUAACAAAUAGCCACCAGAACAGGGUUUAAAUCCUCUCUAUCCACCAGCGACCACUGUAGGAGUGUCCUGUGGUUACUGUGCCAUGUGCUUAGUGGCUUAAAACAACACACAUUUAUCAUCUCAGGGUUCUGGCGAUGAGAAAUGCAAGAUGCAGCUCACUGAGGUAAAGUCAGUGUGCCAGCAGGGUUGAGGUUGCUUGUGAGGGCUGCAGGGCAGACACUGUUGCUUUGCCUUUUCCAGUGUCUGGAAGAUGCCCAGGCUCUUGGCUCACAGCCCCCUCCCAUCCUCACAGGCCGUCAUGGCUGAUCAAGUGAUUCUCACAUCAGGUUGUUCUGACAGCGACUCUCCUUCCUCCCUCUUUCACCUCAGUGUCUGGACCCUUGGGAUUCCUUUGGGCCCUCCAGGACCAUCUCCCCAUCUCAAGGUCCUUAAUUUCAUGGCACCUGCAACGUCUCUUGGGCCACGUCACAUGACAUAGUCUCGCGUUCCAGGGAUUCGGCCGUGGACGUCUGUGGGCAAGCCUUCUUCUGCUAGCACAGCCACUCUCCUGAGUGGACACACCUCUGCAAGCCUGUGGGUCGGCACCAGCCCCUCCCUGCUGAAAGCCAGCCAGGGGAAAGCCUCUCCCUGCACUGCUUGUGAGGCCCUGCCAGUCCACAGCUGUGCCCGUGCUGGGGCAUUUGAGUCGGGGCGAGAGGAGGCGACAAGUCUGUGGGGAGAGGCAUCUGAGGCCCCAGGGCCUGGGAAGGUCCCAGGCACCAGAGCUCUGAGCUGCCAAGACCUUCCUCGGGGGAGGGGGCGAGGAGCUGGGGAGGGUGUUGUGAGCUGAGUGUGUGUAUCCGACCCCCCACCCCCAGCUCCUAUCUUGGACCCUCAUUCCCAGUGGGGCUGUCGUUGGAGAUGGGGCCUUUGAGGGAGUCCCGGAGACUAAGGUACAUCACAGGCUUGAGGCCCCGAUCUGAUAGGGUUAGUGUCCUUAUGAGCCGAGGCACCGGAGGGCUUGGGCUCCUGCCCUAGCCCAGCUCAAGCCAGGAGAAGCGGCCAUGUCAGGACACAUGAGGCGAUGGCCAUGUGCAAGCCAGGAAGGGAGCUGUCACCAGGAAGUGAGUUAGGGGACCCGCCAACCUUGAUCUUGGACUUCCAGCCUCCAGAACGCGGAGAAAGCACAUUUCUGCCAAAGUCACCCAGUCUAUGGUAUUUCUUUCUUUUUCUUUUUUAAUGGCAGCCUGAGCUGACUAAUACAGUGGAUCGCUAAGCCAGUGGCAUUAAGUAGCUUAUCUACCUGGGCCUUUCUGGGAUGGGCCCAGGUUUCGUUCAUUUCCUCUACUUCUUCCCUACAGCCCUGCUUUGCCCUCGUUAAGACUCCUCUGUGACUUUGGAGUGGGGAGUGAUCAUGGGGCUGAGGAUUCCAUAGGAUGAUGUGCGACAUGCAAGAAUGACCUGCACCAAGGUUCUGCUUACUUUCUUUUGAGCACGUUUGACAUCUUCACAAAAAUCAGCCUACUGUGAACUGGGACCACUGGAUUCAGAUUCUGCAGUGACCCUAUGACACCCCCGGCCCCCCGGGGCCUGUGGUUCCACCUCUCCUGGGAGAGUUCUGUGCCUUGGACUCCCCAGAAGCACAGAGAAGGGUUUGGAUUCUAGAGGGGAGUGUGUGCCUAGCUGUAGGGACAAAGGAAAGACUCCCCAGAGUCAAGGUAUGGGAGGGGGUGGGGGAAGAUGAGAGGCUGCUCUUGUGGGAAUAGAGGAGGCUGGAGGAGGAGAUGGAGCCUGGGUGUGUGUGUGUGUGUUGUGUGAUGUGUGUGUGUGUGUGUGUGUCCAGCCUGAGGUCAGGGGAAGUUGAAGAGAGAGCCGAGGCCCUUCUGGGCCCAGAGAGCUGAUGAGGGUGACAUUCAAGCUCUGGUCAUCCUCCUUUGUCUGCUUCCCCCUCUCCCUCCCCCUCCCCCACCUCCUCUGUCUUCCAACCAGCCUUUUAUUGUUUCUAGGUCUCCUUGUCCCUGCUCCUCUCCAGCCCCUCACCCAUCCCUGCCAGUCACACACCCAACAGGCCAGGGAAGGAUGGGGCUGCCCCCGUGUGAGACGAUGAUGGAUUAUUUUCCCCCAUGAACUAAGAUGCGGGAAAACCUUCAUCUCUGGUCAGGUCCUGUUUAGAGGAGAGAGAAUAAGAUGGCUGUGCCUGAGGAGCUCAGCCUCCACGGCCAAGCUCGGCAGCACUGGGCUUAGGCCAACCCCCGGGAUGUGUGACCAAAAGUCGGGAACCUCUGCCCAGGGACCGGAACAUCUGGUUCACAAGAUCCCGGGCAGCUCAGUGAGUGUGGUAGGGAAGGCCUGACCCUAGGAUCCUACCUUUCCUCUUAGUGCCCCUUGAAUGGAUGUUCUUUAGCAAGAGACAAGCCCUUCCUUCACCCUUCGAGAGAAGACCUAAGGUAAAGGCUAGUCCGGUUAUGUCAGCUCAUCCUAUGUGGUUAAUGACUGCUCCCCUCAAAGCACCUUUGUUUCCUGCCCCCACGGCCUGCGGGGUUCCAGGGCCAGGGAUUGAACCUUUAGCACUUCAGUCACCUGAGCCAGGGACCUCGCUGGAUCCUUAAGUCACUGAGCCAGCAGGGAACUCCUCAAAUCACGUUGAAAAUGGCAGGAACCAGAGUUCUCUUCAUGGCUCAGUGGUUAACGAACCCGACUAGUAUCAAUGAGGAUGAGGUUCGAUCCCUGGCCUCACUCAGGGGGAUAAGUACCUGGCGUUGCUCUGAGCUGUGGUGUCGGUCGCAUAGGCAGCAUGUCUCCCAUGCUGUGGGAGCUGUGAGUAGGCCGGCAGCUGUAGCUCCUAUUUGAUUCCCAGCCUGGGAACGUCCACGUGCCGCAGGUGCAGCCCUAAAAAGCUAAAACAAAUAGAUACAAAUUUAAAAGGUGAUUAAUAAGUGAAACGGCAGGCGCAAAGCCCCCUUAACUCUUUCUGGUGGGACAUGUGACGUGGUCUUGUUUGAGAGGAGCAGAAGUGACUGCAUUUCUGUCUGAUCUUUAGUGUUUCCACUAACCAUUCCAUUGCCUCCUAAAGGCCAGUGCCUUGGGUUGCUGAAGUUGUGACUAUUUGCCAUCUUGGGUCCUUGAAGCAGGUAACCCAAGUGAAUUUGCCAUCUCCCAGGGAGUCACAGCCUGUUCGAUGUCCUCGUCAUUCGCAAACAUCACUAAAAUGGCUUGUCUCGGCUCUUCUGCCUUCAUCGUGGCAACGAACCUGUGAUUAGGAAAUGCCAGUGCUUCUCCAUCCCAACCCUCACUGACACAAAUGACUGCAUCUGUGUUUGAAUAAUAACAUCUCCCCGUGAUGGCCUGAUCUUGGCAGUAAGGCACUGCUCCCGGCAUCUGAAAGCCCAUCAGAGAGUUGGAGAAAACACCCCCAGAGAAAGAAAAGCAGUGCAGUCGAGAGCAGGGGAAGGGGUGCUAACGACAGACCACAGCGAUGCCUCACUUUGCUCUGGAUGCAGCCUUGUCCUGAAAAUCACAGUUCUCUUCCUGUUGGACCUGAGCCGCAUCCCAGCGUUACCUGUAGAGUCACCCCGCUCCAGGAGCCUGAACUGAGUCCACACACUGAACUCACAGACCUGCAGGAGGAGAUGGAAGAAAGAAAAUCAACAGGUUUUGAGGAUGAGAAGAACACAAGUAAUGGCAGAGGAGGUGCUGUGCAAGAGAGAUUGCUGCAGUGGCAUCCAGGACUGUCAGUGGAAGUGGGGAAUGACAUGACACCACCUUUCGGACACCCAACUGGCAAGAGGCCACGCAGUCCAAGAAUUGGUCAAAGACUUGUAGAAACUCUUCCAGAACAAGAUACAUAAUUGGGCCACAAGAACAUAAAAAGAUAAUCAACUCAGUGUCAGUGAUCAGAGAAACAAAUUAAUACUACAGUGCAUGUGCCUCGGAGACACAGCGCCUAUCUCCAGAUGAUAAUUUGUUCAGCAAUAUUCAUACCUCUUUUAUGCAUAAUCAUCAAAAAUAUAUGUCUUUGUCAUCAGAAAAAUGGAUAACCAAAUUGUGCUAUGCUCCUAAAACAGACUGUCUCUUAGCAUAAGAAUAAAACCAAAUGACUGAUGCAACCAAUUGAGAUGGAACCUCAAAACCAGACAUUGGUUGAAAGAACACAGAGAAAGGGCCCCUCCUGCAUCUUUACAAUUCAGUGACAUGCAAGAAUAAACAAACCUCAUCUGUGGGGAGAGGAUUCCGGCCCUGUGUGUCUGUGGAAGAUGGGAAUUGACUGGCAAGUAGCACGGGAGCAGUUUGGGAAUGGUGGAGGUGCAGUCUCUUGAUCUGGGUGGUGAUUCCACAAUGGAUACAGCAUGUUGAGUGUACUGAGCUGUGCUCAUAAGUUGUGUGUGUUUUUGUUCUGGUAAAUUAUAUGUCAGUACAGAAGGGAUGGCAUUAAGAAAGGGGGGUGACAAAGACAAAAAGAGUGCCAGAUGGCAGCAAAUGGGUAACAAAUAUUCACCGUGUAAAUAAUAAGGAUGCUUUGAGAAGAAAACCAAAGUGAUUGAGCAGAACAAACACUACAGAGCAUACUUAAGAGAAAAGAUAAGGAAAUUUAAAAGUUCACCUCACAUUAAAUGACAGACUGCCCUCUUGGGAAAAUCACCCUGGAACAACCAUCACAGACCUCAUCUCCAUUAAAAGUACUGUCAUUCUGUUGACUGUAAUGGGAGAAGGCCCUGGCUCUCCUGCCACGUGUCACCAUGGCAGUGUCUCUUGGCCCUUCAUCAGACUUGAGGGCACAACACAAACUCAUGCGAGAGAACCAGGAGCUUCAGCGGCAGCUGGCCCAGAGCAAGCAGGACUUCCGAGACCUCAGGGAGAAAUUCCUUGUAUCCAAAGCUGCUGCCUACUCCCUGGCCAACCAGCUGCAGAAAUACCAGUGUGAGGGGGACAGAGACAUCAUUGAAUCCGUGCUGGGGGAGAAGCUAGAGUUUAAGUUGGUGAAGCUGGCAGAGGAUCCAGCGCUGGCCGAGAAGUUCCGGGAAUUGGAUGUCCUGAUUCACGCUCAGGCAAGAGAGCUGACCCAGUUACGGCAGAAGGUGAAGGAAGGGAGGGAUGACUGUGUCCUGCUCGUUCAGCACCUCACCGACCUCCUCACCCACAAAGACCUUGACAAGGACCAGGGGCAGGGCUUGCGAGAGCAGCUGACUGAGGGACACAGGCUGGCAGAGCGCCUCGCCCGCAAGUUCAGCCCAGAGAGCAAUGAAGACGAGGAGGAGGAGGCCGAUGAAGCAGCAGCACUCACCCCCAGCGUGGAAGUGCAGGAGGCUGCAAAGGAGGAGGUGCUACAGGAAUCCCAGGAUGAAUGCAUUUCGACCCCUUCAAUGGUCCAGGAAAGGUCUGACUGCACCCAGCCUUCCGGUGAUGGCACUUGUGCAUCUGAUGAGCCAAAAGUUGGCCCUGCCGCAGAUGGAGCCUGUGCUGGCUUCCACGCCAAAGAGGAUGAUGUUCCAAGCCCUCCCCCAGCAGGAAAUCAGAAUGGUCAUGAGGAAGUGGAUGGACAAGAGCCACUGCCCCCCAGCGCGGAGUUGCAGGAGGUUGCAAAGGAGGAAGUGCUCCAGGCGUUCCCAGAUGAAGCUGUUUUGGCUCCUUGCAUUCAGCAGGAAGGUUCUGACUGCUACGCGCCUUGCAGUGAUGGAAAACUGGCAUUUGAUGAACAGAAAAAGGGGUCUGUUCUGGAUGGAGCCUGUGGUUGCUCUCCUGCUGCAGAGGGUGAAAUUCCAGCUGGUCCCCCAGAAAGCCAGAAUGAUCAUAAUGGGGUGAAAGAACCAGAGCCACCUGUCCCCAGGCCUCCGUCCCCCACCAGGCUCCGCGGGGAGCUGCCGCCGAUGGCAGAGUGUGGUGUCCCACUGAACUCACUGGAUGGAAGCGCUUGGUCUUGCCCAGGUCUUCCCGACCUGUCGGACUCCUUCUGGCCUUACAGGAGUGCUGCCACCCUCUCAUUUGAGAACAUGGAUGUUCCUGAUGCUCAGGAUGCAACCAGUGACACCUGGGAGGAUUGUCACCAAGUGCCUUUGAGUUUUGGAAGGCCAGAGAUGCAAAGUUCACAAGCUCAGCUGCAGACAAGCACCCAGGUGGCCAAUGAUCUGCAGCUGCCCCUCGACCAGCAUUUAGAUCGUGGCGAUGGCAAAGCCAGGCUCCACCUUUCCCCCACCAUCCGGGGAUUUACUGCCAACACUGAUACCGGGGACCAAGGGCCACUCUUCCAAGAGCUGGGUCUGGAUGCUUCCAUCGGAAUGAAGACCCCUCCCAAGCUGGAGGGUGAGGGCUCAGCUGCCAGCAGGCAGGAGUGUCGUGUGUGCCACCGCCUUCAUGCCUUAAGUUUCCUGAAAGAGAAGAUUAUCCAAAGAAAACUGCAGUUCAGCAAGUGGAGACUGGCCUGCAGAUUCCCUGGCCUCCUUGCUUAGGCUACCGAGGUAUCUGUUACUUCCAGAACGAAGAAGAGUUAUUGCCCAACCCCAAGAAACCACAGCAGAAAAGAUUCCUUUUCCACCUGAUGAGAAAGACCUACAACAGCCAAUCAAGUUGAAGCCCCAAAGGAACACUGGAGGGAUCGUCUCCUGAGAAUCAGCAUCUCAACCAUCACCUCCUCCACCCACCGUUUUUACUCCAAAAGACUGAUCUCAUGAGAGAAAUCGCAGUCAUCGGCCUCCUCCCAGUCUUGGGUGUGAUCAGUCGAUGAGGAGACCAGGGCCCAGAUGGACUGCAGUUUGGAGCGACCUUCACCCUUGCUCCUGUCCACAUUCAUCCUCCUCACACAGGCAUCAGGAGCCGCUGGCAGAAGGCCCCAUGUCCACCUGGACAUUCUUUGUCAGCACACGGGCUGUGGUCGGAGCAGAUGCCCUUAACUGUGCAGUGUUCUUGCCGAAAGUGUUUCGCCUGAGUGUCUUCAUGAGGUAGUUAUCAGACAGCUGCAGAAUGUAGGCCAGUGGCCCAGACACCUGGCCUGUCUUUCUUCAAACAGUCCAUGUCUCCGCAAGGAAGACAACCAACAGGAGAAGAGAGAUUUGGGGUUCCGAAGGACUAAGAAGUUUAUGUGACUAUAAUUCUUGAGUCCUUUUGAACCCCAAACCUCUCCUCACCUUUUGUGAUUGUCUUUGACUGUGGGGACAUUGACUGGUUUGCAGAGGACAAGUCAGUUGUCUGGCUCACAAGUCUGCAUCCUUCAGUUGUCUGAUGAUUUCCUCCUGAUGCAAUUCAGGGGAAAGCUUUCGCCAAGAGCACAACGCAGUGCCUGCUGUGUGCUUCCUAGCACAGCCCCGCAGGAGGCUGAGAGUGUCCACACUGCCUGCCACCACUCCUGUCAUUCGAGCAUUGGACGCUUUGUUCUGGAGGGUCCUGUGAGAUCUGUCCAUUGGAAAGACCUGUUUUUCUCUCUAUAGUCAGUAAUUUGAUUAGUGGUGUAUGAAUUGGAGUGUAUGAAUAUCUCAUCCUGUGAUGCUGUUUCUCUAAAAAUUUACUAUCCCUUAUCCAUCCCUGAUGUGUGUCCAUUGCCAUAUUUGUGUUUGUAUAUUGGAAACUUUCUCAUUCAGUCAUUCUUUAUACUUGUAUUGCUGCCGUUGUGCUGUGGAAAAGACAAUCCCUACCUCUUCCAUAUUAUUAAAGUGGUUUUUUUUUUUGAGUUUCACCGUGGAUUCAUUCAUUUUUUAAAUUCAGCGCCAUAAUCCCUUAUUAUUUUAGCAAUACAAUUUCUCAUAAAUUUGUUCAAGAUCUUGGCUAUCGUAAAAUAGUGUUCAAAGGGAUUUAAAUAAAUUCCGCAAACUGUAA
Sus scrofa (pig) is the source of this 9169-nucleotide messenger RNA. Lineage: Eukaryota; Metazoa; Chordata; Mammalia; Artiodactyla; Suidae. The record is from RefSeq and is a predicted model, not a curated record.